AUGUCUCAGUUCUCUUUCUCAGCAAGCACCUUCAAGAAAAGAGAAUUCUCUAGUCUUCUCCUCUCUCACUUCUUCCAUAUUUGUUUCUUCAUCCUCUCUCACCCUCUUUACUUUUCUUACUUCAUUUUCUUCUCCCCAUAUCUUCUCAAGCUUCUCUCUUUCCUGUCUCCUCUCUUCAUCACCACCUUUCUUCUACUCCUUGUUCUUCUCACUUUUUCUCCCAACCUUGUCCAAGAACACUCUUACUCCGAAUUGUCAGAAUCCGGGGUGGGUUUUCUUGUUGGUACAUGUCAGUCUGUUUUCGAAAGAUUACAGUCUAAAGGGCACGAUGAAGACGAAAAUUCUCAACAAUUUGAGGAUCUUGAAGUGUAUAAGAUUGUGUUUGACACAUCGACGUUUGAAAUUAGAGAGGACCCUGCGGAAGUUUUGGAGUUGGAAGUUAAAGAAGUUUGCUCAGAAGCAUAUGAUUCACCGGUUGACAAGAGUUUGGAUUGUGGGGACAAUUUUAUCGGUGGAUUGGAAUCUCUAACAGGCAAUUCAGAUACAUAUCCGGCUGAGACAAUAAAGCCGGGAAUCACUCAGCAGAUUGUCGAUGUGAAGAGAUUAGAAUGCUUUUUGCAAGAAAAGAAUGAGUUAGAAACCAUGUGGGGUAUGGAGGAAGACAAAGAAGUCAACCAACCAGGCGUAGAGUCCUAUAAAGUGGAAGAAAGAACGGAAAAACUGUCCACGAGAAGCGGAUCCGAGGCAGUGUGUAAUAAAACAAAUGAUACUACUCAUGUGAACACUGACUAUGGUGAAAAGCUGGAUUCCAAGAUGAGGGUGAAUUCCAGGAGACUGGGUGCAAGUAUGGAGAGUCCUAGUAGUGAUGGAGAGUAUUAUUCCCCAGUUAUGGAGAAUUAUCAAACAUUUGACUCAAAUCUAGGAAGUUUUGGCUCCAUGAGGAAAGAGAAGGAGUGGAGAAGGACAUUGGCAUGCAAGCUUUUCGAGGAACGACACAAUGUGGAUGGAAGUGAAGGGAUGGACUUACUUUGGGAGACAUAUGAGACAGAAUCGAGUAAGGUGCAGGCAAAAAGCAACAAGAAGGGGAAGAACAGCGGGGUUGACUACGAGGACGAGGAUGAAGAAGAGGAAGACAUGGAUGCACAGCUGUGCUGCUUACAGGCUUUGAAGUUCUCAGCAGGGAAGAUGAACUUAGGAAUGGGAAGGCCUAAUCUUGUCAAGAUCUCCAAGGCCCUGAAAGGUAUAGGAUGGUUGCACAAUCUCGGCAGGAAUGGCAAGAAAGUGUACCAUUGA
Molecule: messenger RNA, 1293 nt
Organism: Carya illinoinensis
Lineage: Eukaryota; Viridiplantae; Streptophyta; Magnoliopsida; Fagales; Juglandaceae
Exons: 1
Coding region: 1-1293 (430 amino acids)
Source: RefSeq, a predicted model, not a curated record